AUGCCACCAAAUGCGGACCCGACCAAGGCUAAUGGCCACAUCGACGCAGCGAGCGAGACUACCCCUCUGCUAGCAGCACCUGAACAUGUCGACACUACCAACGUCCAGAAGGACUCCAUCCCUAAUGGCCACCAGGACCACCCCAGCGACCUCCAAGCGGAUGGAGAGCAAGAAGAAGAACCAAAACCAAUGCCCUACACCCAAAUCCUCCUCCUCUGCUUCUGCUCCCUCUCGGAACCCGUCGCCUACUUCUCCAUCUUCCCCUUCAUCAACGAAAUGCUCUCCCGCACCGGCGGCGUCCCCGCCUCCAGCGUCGGCUUCUACUCUGGUCUAAUCGAAUCCCUCUUCUCGCUGGUCCAAAUGGUCCUCAUGAUCUUCUACGGCCGCGCAGCAGACCGCUUAGGCAGGAAACCGGUGCUGGUGUUCAGUUUGACGGGCGUGGCGUUCGCGACGGCCGGGUUCGGGAUGGCGGGGAGUUUGGUGCAGAUGGUGGUGUUGCGGUGUACGGCGGGGGUGUUUGCGGGGAGUGUGGUGACGGUGAGGACGAUGAUUAGUGAGCAGACGACCAAGGAGACGCAGGGACGGGCGUUUAGUUGGUAUAUGUUUGUGCGGAACGUUGGGAUUUUCGUGGGGCCGUUGAUCGGCGGCGGUCUGGCGAACCCAGCAGAAGUCUUCCCUUCCGUUUUUGGCCACAUCCGUUUCUUCCAGGACUACCCAUACGCCCUCGCCACCUUCACCGCCGGCGCCGUCGUUCUCCUUCCCGCCCUCAUAAGCUUCUUCAUCAUCGAAGAGACUCUCAAGCGCAAACUUCCUAACGAACAAUCCGCUCCCGCCCCUCCCCUCUCAACCUGGGAAGUCCUCAAAUCUCCCGGCGUACCUACAGUCCUCUACAUCUUCGGACACAUCAUGCUCCUCUCGCUCUCAUACACAGCCGUCAGCCCCGUCUUCAUGUUCACUCCAAUUUCUCUCGGCGGCCUCUCCCUCACCGACCAACAAAUCGCCCUCCUCAUCGCCCUCGCCGGCGCCUCCCAAGCCGCCUGGAUGCUCGUCGCUUUCCCCCCCUUACAACGAAACCUCGGAACCGGCCGGGUCCUCCGCGGCUGCGCAGCGGGGCUGCCGGUGUUUAUGGCGCUGUAUCCCGUGCUGAACGAGAUGCGACGCGCCGGGUGGGGAGCGGGGUUUUGGGUGGCGGCGGUGGGGGGCAUGGUGGUGGGGAGUGGGGUUGCGAUGGCGUUUGCUGCUAUCCAACUCUGCAUAAACGACAUCGCCCCCUCCUCCUCCGUCCUCGCCACCCUCAACGCCCUCGCUCUGACGAUCAACAGCGGCGUCCGCGCUUUCGCGCCGGUCGUUGGCACGAGUAUCUUCGCCAGCGGCAUCAAAUGGGGGUUCGCGGACGGGCAUCUCGCGUGGCUUGUGUUGAUCGCGUGGGGGUUGGUGUUGAAUGUCGUGUGCUGGUACUUGCCUGAAGCUGCUGAGGGGCGGCCGAAGCCGAGAGCAAAAGCUGGGGAUGAAGAUAGGGGGACGUAG
Saxophila tyrrhenica is the source of this 1527-nucleotide messenger RNA. RefSeq lists its product as uncharacterized. NCBI's taxonomy places the organism in Eukaryota, Fungi, Ascomycota, Dothideomycetes, Mycosphaerellales, Extremaceae. The transcript has 4 exons. Gene Ontology annotation, biological process: transmembrane transport. The record is from RefSeq and is a predicted model, not a curated record. Bases 1 to 1527 code for a protein of 508 amino acids. Gene Ontology annotation, molecular function: transmembrane transporter activity.